AUCAUCUAAAGUCCAGCUACACAAAGCAUAUUUCAUUGUUUUCUAGAAUAUUAUAUUACUGGAUACCCCUCAGUCGAAACCGUUUUGUCUACUCAUCCGAUUUUUUUUGUGGGAAAUUUUCCGCCGGGUCGACAUGUUACGCGAAGCUUUGAGGGCAGGCAGCAGGCGAUGGUACAGCUACAAGUCGGUGCGUCGCCCUAACCUAGGAGCCAGCAGUGCCCCAAAGGCUGAGCCGGUGAAGGAACAGCCGGGAGCUACAUCUACAGAGGGAAAUGACAAUGGCAGUCUGGCCAAGCAGCUGCGGGCCAAGAUUCUGGCCACUGGUCCAAUAACAGUGGCGGAAUAUAUGCGCGAGGUGCUGACAAAUCCCCAGGCCGGCUACUACAUGAACCGGGAUGUGUUCGGACGCGAGGGCGACUUUAUAACUUCUCCGGAAAUAUCGCAGAUCUUCGGGGAGCUUGUGGGAGUCUGGCUGGUGAGCGAGUGGCGUAAAAUGGGCAGCCCAUCGCCCUUCCAACUGGUGGAACUCGGACCCGGUCGCGGGACCUUGGCCAGAGAUGCGAUGAAGGUGGUAACCAAAUUUAAACUUGGGGCUGAGUUUUCCAUGCACAUGGUGGAGGUUAGCCCGUUCCUGAGCAAGGCCCAGGCCCAGCGGUUUUGCUAUACCCACGACACCUUGCCGGAGGACUCGCAACUACCUCACUAUCAAGUAGGGACCACUGCCACAGGAACCAAAGCCUACUGGCAUCGCCGACUAGAAGAUGUGCCGGGAUUCUCGCUGGUGCUGGCCCACGAGUUCUUCGAUGCCCUGCCUGUGCACAAGCUCCAGCUGGUCGAUGGAAAGUGGCAGGAGGUGCUUAUUGAUGUGGCUCCUGGGCCGGAUAAGGAGCUUAGUCAAGCAGACUUCCGCUACGUGCUUUCCCGCAGCCAAACGCCCGUAUCAAGCGUUUUCCAACCCAUGCCAGGGGAGACGCGCUCGUGCCUGGAGUACUCCCUGGAAACAGAACGCCAGGUCGGGCUCUUGGCGGAGCGUAUCGAAAAAAAUGGAGGCAUUGCUUUGAUCAUGGACUACGGACACUUUGGCGAGAAGACAGAUACCUUCCGGGCCUUUAAGCAACACGCUCUACACGAACCCCUGCUCGAUCCAGGCAGCGCUGAUCUCACGGCCGAUGUGGACUUUAAGCUGGUAAGGCACACCGCUGAGACCCGUGGGAGUCUCCACUGCUGCGGCCCCGUGGAGCAGGGUCUGUUCCUGCAGCGCAUGCAGGGUGAGGCCAGGUUGGAGCAACUACUGGCACACGCCCUGCCCGAAAACCAACAGAUUAUACGAUCCGGCUACGAAAUGCUCACAAAUCCGGCUCAAAUGGGCAGCCGCUUUAAGUUCCUGGCCAUGUUUCCCGGCGUUCUAGCUUCCCACCUGGAAAAAUAUCCGGUGGUCGGAUUCAGUUAGUAAUAAAAAGGACUCCAAUGUAAGGUUAUAAA
This is a messenger RNA of Drosophila serrata, 1482 nucleotides long. RefSeq names its product protein arginine methyltransferase NDUFAF7 homolog, mitochondrial. Lineage: Eukaryota; Metazoa; Arthropoda; Insecta; Diptera; Drosophilidae. Gene Ontology annotation, biological process: mitochondrial respiratory chain complex I assembly. Gene Ontology annotation, cellular component: mitochondrion. The record is from RefSeq and is a predicted model, not a curated record. Gene Ontology annotation, molecular function: protein-arginine omega-N symmetric methyltransferase activity.